Ilyonectria robusta is the source of this 225-nucleotide messenger RNA. Its product is annotated as putative vacuolar ATP synthase subunit E. Gene Ontology annotation, cellular component: vacuolar proton-transporting V-type ATPase, V0 domain. The transcript is spliced from 3 exons. NCBI's taxonomy places the organism in Eukaryota, Fungi, Ascomycota, Sordariomycetes, Hypocreales, Nectriaceae. Gene Ontology annotation, molecular function: proton-transporting ATPase activity, rotational mechanism. The record is from RefSeq and is a predicted model, not a curated record. The coding region runs from base 1 to 225 and encodes 74 amino acids. Gene Ontology annotation, biological process: vacuolar acidification; proton transmembrane transport.
AUGGCUCAAGGAUACGCCGUCUUCAUUGGCCUCGUCGUCAUCGCCGCCCUGUGCGCGGCGUCAUGGUUCUUCGCCCCUAAGGGAGAAAACCAGGUUCUGUGGCGGUCAUCACUCAUCCUGUCCAUCGUGAGCUGCUACCUCAUGUGGGCUCUCACCUUCCUCGCCCAGCUCAACCCCCUGAUCAACCCGAGACGAAGCGACCUGCGAGAAUCGUUCCUCGAAUAG